Bipolaris zeicola 26-R-13 is the source of this 984-nucleotide messenger RNA. RefSeq lists its product as uncharacterized. Gene Ontology annotation, biological process: phospholipid biosynthetic process; lipid storage; lipid droplet organization. Gene Ontology annotation, cellular component: endoplasmic reticulum membrane. The transcript has a single exon. The record is from RefSeq and is a predicted model, not a curated record. The coding region runs from base 1 to 984 and encodes 327 amino acids. Lineage: Eukaryota; Fungi; Ascomycota; Dothideomycetes; Pleosporales; Pleosporaceae.
AUGGCAACACAACGCAAACCUCUAUCCGCUGAAAGCAACGGUACUCCUACUACAGCUGAGACGCCUGCUGGUAACAUGCGCCUCCCGACCUCGUCUGCUCGUCGCUCGCCGUUCCUCCCUACGCGCCUCGAGGCCCAACUCAUCGCCAUCUACCCGCUUACCCUCCUGCUCGGCAGCGUAUUCAGCACGCUCUCGCCCUCGACGCGCAAUGCGCCCUAUUCGGCAAGCCUACAGUCGCACCCAGCCGAGUUUGCGCCCUCGUACUUUGCGCAAAAGAAGAACGUCUUCAACGUGUACUUUGUCAAAGUAGGUUGGCUCUGGACCACGCUCGCAUUCGCCGUUUUUGUCAUCUUCCACCCCAGUUUUGGACAGGGUGCAAGCACGAGGAGAUUGAGAGCAUUCUUGAGAUAUAGUCUUGUUACCAUGUGGUGGUACUUCUUAACACAGUGGUUCUUUGGCCCGCCGCUUAUUGAUCGCGGGUUCAGAUUUACGGGCGGCCAGUGCGAGCUGCUGAGGAAUGACGACGCGAGAGAUGAUAUGAGUACCCCGAGGGAAUACAUCACGGCUGCAACGUGCAAGGCGGUGGGGGGCACGUGGAAGGGUGGUCACGACAUCUCGGGCCAUGUCUUUUUGCUCAUCCUUGGGUCUUCGCUGCUAUGGCUCGAGUUUCUCCCUGCAUUGACGCGCGUUGAGGGGCUCAGGGACGGCAGGUUGAUUACCCUACCUGAUGGAAAGGUCGCGAGUGUGGCCGUGGAAAAGGACCUAGCCAAGACUGAGGGCGAGGCUACUGCUCGGGGCGUCAAGUUUGCUCUCGGCGUUGCGGCGUUGAUGUGGUGGAUGCUGCUCAUGACCGCGGCUUACUUCCACACUUGGUUUGAGAAGUUCACGGGACUUCUUGUGGCAUUUGCGGGGCUGUGGACCGUGUACUUUCUUCCAAGAGGUGUCCCGCAGGCAAGGGCGUGGUUGGGCAUGCCUGGUGUAUGA